Molecule: messenger RNA, 2466 nt
Organism: Poecilia latipinna (sailfin molly)
Lineage: Eukaryota; Metazoa; Chordata; Actinopteri; Cyprinodontiformes; Poeciliidae
Product: polypeptide N-acetylgalactosaminyltransferase 6-like
Exons: 6
Coding region: 111-860 (249 amino acids)
Biological process (GO): protein O-linked glycosylation
Cellular component (GO): Golgi apparatus
Molecular function (GO): polypeptide N-acetylgalactosaminyltransferase activity
Source: RefSeq, a predicted model, not a curated record
UACUGUGACAUUGCUGCUUUUUCAAAUUUUAUAGAACGCCUACCUUCGCUGGUGGCCUGUUCUCUAUUUUGAAAUCCUACUUUGAGCAAAUUGGAUCCUAUGAUGACCAGAUGGAGUUCUGGGGAGGGGAGAAUCUAGAAAUGUCUUUCAGGGUUUGGCAGUGUGGAGGCCUCUUAGAGAUCGUUCCUUGUUCUGUUGUCGGCCACAUUUUCCGCAAGAAGAGCCCUCACAGGUUUCCAAAUGGUAGCACAGUCAUCCUCCGCAACUUGGUGCGUCUGGCUGAGGUCUGGAUGGAUGACUACAAGUGGAUCUUCUAUCGCGCAAACAGAAGGGCUGUCUCCAUUUUUCGAACAGAUUCAUACGGCGAUGUUUCUGAACGCCGUAAACUCAGAGAAAAACUUAACUGCAAGAACUUUUCUUGGUACCUGAACAAUAUUUACCCAGAGGCGUAUGUCCCUGAAAUCAGGCCCAUCAUCUAUGGACAGUUAAACAACACUGGUUACGGCUGCCGGCUGGAUGUGGGAAAAGUCAAAAACCGCUGGAAAGAGGGCCAAAUCUUCAAAUGUAACAACCGAGGCGAAGCGCAGUAUUUUGAGUAUACCUCCAAGAGUGAAAUUCGACUCAGUGCUAGCAAUCAGUUUUGCUUGCAUGCCAACUCUGAAAUGGCUUUGGUUUUUCUUGAGCGGUGCGACUCGAAGGGAAAAGCGGCACAAGAGCAAAUCUGGAUCUUCACAAAGAAAAACCAAAUGAAGAACCCUUUAUCAGACAAGUGUUUGACAGUCGUCGGUGGCAACGUAAUUUUGUCUAAAUGCAGAUCCACCUCAGAGAAUCAGGGCUGGGUCUUCAUCCGACCGAAGUAAGAGACUUCGAGCAUGUGGCCUGACUCUGCUACCAGUGUUUCCUGAAUAAGGUUUAAACAUAAACAAAUUAGGAAAAUGGUUCCAGUGAAUCAAAUCUUUGUACUGGGAACAAAGAUGCUUAUCCACAUCACACAAACCCAGAGGCUGUUAUCUAAACAUAAUUUUUUUUUUUUUUUUUUUUUUUUUAACUUAUUUUACUCAAAGUUGCACAACGCCUAAAGUAGAACCUGACUUUAGGCCUUAUUACAGGUUACAUUAUUUAUUUAAAAGAUAGAAGUAAUUAAAUUACUUCUAUUACAAAAUGACCAACAGAAAUAACAAUGUUAUUUCUGUUGGUCAUUUUGUCUUUCAUUCAUGUCUGACUUGCAGCAUAUUUAUGCAGACUAAUUUCUUUUGAACUUUUUAUUUUAUUUUAAACUCUUUUUCUAAACCUAUUAUGAGAUUUAAACUAAUCCUUAAUUUAUAUUGUGCCGUGAGGCCCCCUACUGGACUGGAGUUCCUCAGCAGCUUAGUUUGUAUUUGACUGUGAUUGACUCUGUUAAUCAUAUUAAUUACGUUUGAAUUAUUAUGCCCUGUCUUUGUGAAGCACUUUGUGAUUUUCAUUUUUAAAAGAUUGCAUAUUUAAAUUAACACUUUAACCAUCUUAGUAAGUAUUGCUACGGAAUACCUAUAAUAGCUUCAAACUGGACUUUAGUGAGUAUUUUUCACCACGUGAUGGUAGUUCAGUCCUGUCUCCUAAAUAAAGUUGUAUGAGGAAUAUCUUAAAGCCACAUUGAAAAAAAAAAAAGAAGUCUUACAGUUUAACUUAUUUGAGUUGUACAUAGUAUGCAUUUAUAUAUAUAUUUAUAAGAGGGCGAGUGGAAGUGGGGGUAAUAUUUGUUUUACUUACUUUUAAGCAUAUUUUGUUUGGAAUAGUGAGCAUUUGAAAGUAUGAACUCAAUAUGAAUGGGUAUGCAUGAAGUUUAAUAUUUAAAGUCAAGUGUGUGUAUAUAUAUAUAUAUAUAUAAUAUAUGCAAGUCAUUGUAGCUACUUUUUGACCAACACAAUAAAGUGGUAUAUUUGUACUUUGCAUUGGUUAAUUUAUUUAAAAUGUUUGUAUGUAUGCAUGUUUGGGUACUUUUAUUACUUCUCUUUUAUUGGGCUGACAUUAAUAUGGGUUCAGUUUGAAAUCAAAUUAUGUAUUUUCCAAAUUCUUUGUAAAAAAAAAAAUUAACAGGAACAACCUAUAAUGUCAGGGAAAGUUGGAGGUUGCUUGGUGCAUUCAACGUGUCUUGGAAACCAAACCAGCCAAAGUGUUAAUAGAUUGUUUAUACCUGCAACUUUUAUUAUAUUCAAUGAACUUGGGAGUCAAAUUAAAAACUAAACCAAUGCAUGCUUGGCAACCUACAACUGUCACAGUUGGAAUAUUUACUUCAUAAGGUGCUCUUAUUGUUUUAAUGACUGGGAACUCAGGAAAUCUGAUCUACAGUUACAAAGAUAUCACACCUCAGAAUGGUCCACUGUUCACUUUCCAACACGGCUGUUAUGUAUAAAAACAUGGGAAAUGUUGCAGGUAUAAACUGUUUAUUAUGUGGGCUUUUUCUUAUUAAACCACUGUGGACACAAA